CAUUUGUUUAAGCCCCCUUUAAUGGCGACUUCAGCUUUCCAUUCCAUCGAAAGGGGAAAAGCAUCUGUCACGAAGAGAGUGUGUUUGUGAGUGGGGCUGCUUAUUUUAAAUCGAGCUCUUGCCCCCUUAUCGCACGCCGGAUUGGAUUCCCCCAUGUUGCCCCCACAAAUCUCGAAAGCUCUGGCCUUUACAGUUAUCUAUCAUCCCUGGAGACCCUCUGCUCCUGUUCUUGCUUUUCUGGGUUGAUAGUCUACAGAACUUUGCAUUUUUGUGAGUGCUAUUUCCAACAAUUGGAGCCCACAAUUCUUAGAACAGCGCGUUACUGAGUGCAUGCUGUAAAAUAAUAUGCAGCUCUAUCAUCACCCAUUUUCUUUGGACAGCCAAAAGGUGAGACUAGCUCUGGAAGAGAAGGGCAUCGAUUACACAUCAUACCAUGUGAACCCAAUAAUGGGAAAAAACUUUAGCCCAUCAUUCUUCCGGAUGAACCCAACUGCGAAACUCCCUGUUUUCCAGAACGGGUCACACAUUAUCUUUGAUACAGUUGAAAUAAUCCAGUACAUAGAGAGAAUCUCAAUGGUCUCGUUCAUUAGCGAUAACAUAAAAGAGAGCAACCAGGAGAUAAUACAAUGGAUGCACAAAAUACAGGCAUGGAACCCAAAAUUCUUCACCCUCUCUCACGUCCCCGAGAAACGGCGCCUCCAAGUGUCCAAGUUCAUAAGGCGAGUUGUGAUUGCAAGAAUGGCUGAAUCCCCUGACCUUGCAAGUGCCUACCACCAGAAGCUAAAAGAAGCUUAUGAGACGGAAGAGAAACUGAGGGACUCGGAAGUCGUAAGAUGGAGCAAGGAACAUCUAAUCAGGCUCCUCGAUGAGGUUGAUGAGCAGCUCGGUGGGACAGCUUAUCUGGGAGGGGAAGAGUUCAGCAUGGCUGAUGUUCUGUUCAUUCCUGUGCUUGCUCGAUUGGCGAUCUUGGACCUGGAGGACGAGUACGUAAACAGCAGGCCGAAUAUUGCAGAUUACUGGGCGAUGGUGAGGCAGAGGCCAAGUUACAAGAAGGUGAUUGGGAGGUAUUUCGGGGGGUGGAAGAAGUACAAGACACUGACUAAGACUUGGUGCUUUGUCAAGAUCAGAAGGAUGCUGAAGAAGUACUGACAAUGCCAUACGACAUCGUUACUAUAACAUGGGAGUGGUGAAUUGUAAAUGAUGUGGUGGGAUACAUUUGGAACUGGAAAUGAUUUGUUUCACAAUGAACUUUGUCCGUAACAACCGAAAAACGACGUUGGAUAUGUACGCUAUGUUUGUCCUGUGGAAAUAAGGUUCCUGGUAAAGUUAUUUUAAAAGGAAAUCAUAUUGGAGAAAUCCUUUCUAAUGUAUGGGAUUGUUACGAUGCAUAUAAAGUGCGUUUGUUUGUCUGAAUUUUGGAAAAUGAACUCAAGAAAAAUAAAAAGGGAAGAAGGUUUACUUGA
Molecule: messenger RNA, 1463 nt
Organism: Punica granatum (pomegranate)
Lineage: Eukaryota; Viridiplantae; Streptophyta; Magnoliopsida; Myrtales; Lythraceae
Source: RefSeq, a predicted model, not a curated record